Molecule: messenger RNA, 3645 nt
Organism: Penicillium macrosclerotiorum
Lineage: Eukaryota; Fungi; Ascomycota; Eurotiomycetes; Eurotiales; Aspergillaceae
Exons: 3
Coding region: 1-3645 (1214 amino acids)
Biological process (GO): protein phosphorylation
Molecular function (GO): ATP binding; protein binding; protein kinase activity
Source: RefSeq, a predicted model, not a curated record
AUGACUGACCUCUCCUAUGAUGAUAUUCUCAACAACAUCGACGAUGAGAACAACUACUACUAUGUAGACGGACACGAUCUCUCCUCCCCCUCGCUGGAGGAUUGGGCCGACUCGCCCGAAAUCGAGAAAUUUGACAUUAGCAGCCUCAAUAUUUCUUCCAGCUCCGAUUCAUCGUGGACUGAUCCACUUGAAUCAGCGAUCACUGCGACACGCAAUGGCUCUGCACCGGUUCUCAGCACCCUUUCUCACUUUACCACCAUCCUCUCUCAAACGGGAAUCCACGGCCCCCGUCUUCUCAAAGCCGCAAAUCUAUCGGUUCGGGCCACUAAAAUCGGAGCGGGUGCUCAGUUCACAGUUUUUAAGGAUCCUGUUUUUGAAGGACAAGUUAUUAAACGCGUUAACAUACCUCUGUCAAGUAAAGCCGAACAGCGCUUCUCCACAAGUACAGACUAUCGCCUCCAACUCAAAACAUUAGGUCUAGAGGUUCUGGCGCUCUGCAACCCGAUUCUACGUACACAUCCAAAUAUCACCAGUCUCCUGGCCUGGGGCUUUGACUUCCCUUAUGUGGAUCUAGCUGUGCCUGUGUUGUUCGUGGAAGCAGCGAUCAUGCCACUGGGGGAUUUCCUCAGCGCUGAGGAAAGAACAGUGGAGGUCCGGUAUCAGCUUGCACUGGAUACAGCGAACGGCCUCGAAGCAUUGCACAAUCUCAAGAUUGUACAUGGGGAUAUCAAACCAGACAACGUGCUUGUCUUUUUGGGUCCGAAUGGGAAUGUGCCCUUCCAGGCUAAAUUGAGCGAUUUUGGUGUCUGUAUCGAUUUGGAGACGACUGAAGGCAAAUUAUCUCCCAGUGAUUAUCGUGGAACCCCAGCUUGGUUGGCACCGGAGGUUUCGAGUGGAGAUAUCUCCAGAUUCGGAGAAUUUUCAUCAGAAUUAAUGUUCAAGUUCGAUUCAUAUAGCUUUGGUUUGGUUUUAAUUUCUCUAUUCACUGGACGUGGUCAAGCUCCAACUCCCGACAAAAACCCCGACAAAGUGUCGGAUCAGGUCACUCAGUUGCUAAACAACCAAAAGGAUAUCCCAUCAUCUAUACGUAUGGAGCUCCGAAAGGCGAUCCACAGCCUACUUUCUGAAGAUCCAAGAAACCGUCCGUUUCUGAGUCCAACUUUGCUCAAAGCAGACUCCCCUAUAUACGCGUCUUGGCUUUCCUCGAUUCAAUCCAAUUCGACCACCACAUCUACAGGAAUCAUUGAUCCAAUUUAUAAUAAAGGCCCACUCUUCUGGUAUCGACUAGAUGGUAGUAUCCGCACAGAACUAGAAGAGCAACUCGUGCUCAGCAAGAAGGGCCAAGCUCCUCCGUUUCCCGGAGAUGUGCUCUUCGGAAUUGCGCAGACUAUAACUGGCCAGAAGCCUGCAUAUUUGGACCGAAUGUUGACAUAUUUGGACGAUGCAGCGAGAGCUGGGUACUCCCCUGCCAAGGCUGUUUAUGCACAAAUUAUGGAGGCACACGGUCGAAACUUGGAUCUUAGCGAAGAAUUUUUAGAGGAUUGGAUGCUGAAUGCGGUAUCAGAGGGAGCUCAUUUUGCAAGAGCGGGUCCACUGACGAAGAGGAUGAAGGAAGCUAAAGACCGUUUCAGGAACAAUGGAGGUUUCUGCUCCGAGCCAUUUACAAGAAAACGUGAUGUGAAAGCCACGACAAGCAGCAAAAAGAUCCUAGAAUGGAAUUUGACAAAGGGAAGUAUCAUUGACAGCAAAGAAAACACAUUACUUCAUGCAGCAGCAGCAUUCGGGUCCGUGGAUGCGAUCCAGGAGCUACUAAACGCCACACUGAUAGCAGUGGAUGUACAGAACAAAAAUGAGGAAACGCCUCUAUACACAGCAUUUCAGGCCGGCCAUACCAAUGUGAUUGAGCUUCUACUCGAUCGGGGUGCAAAUGCUGCCUGCCAAACGCGCCAGAAGGUUACCCCUUUGCAUUGGCUGUUUAUGCUUCCCAACGAUUCGAUCCAUCGAAUUGCCAAAAGGAUGGUCAAAGAGGGAGCAGAUUUGAAUACAGUAAUGGAGCCUGUUGUCAAGACAAAUAUGGGAGGAUUCCCAGAGAAGAUACAAAUACUUCACUUUCCAUUUGAACUUCCUCACGGCACGCCCCUUCACUGGGCAUGCUUUUUCCGUAACAUGACGGCCAUUGACGCUCUCAUUUCCCUUGGUGCCAACACCAACGCGUUUUAUCAUGGCUUAGACUCCUCCACAUCACCACUUGCCUUAGCGGCCUACUUGGGAGACCUCGAUAUCGCCAAACAUCUAAUAUACCACGGCGCAAACGGCACUUUGCUUGAUUCCGUGGGACGAAAUACACUACAUGGAAUCACGAAGUAUUUUCCCGAUCGACAUGGAUACUUGCCUCAUUGCUGGCAUUAUUGGAUUCGCCAUGGGACCUGGGAGAGGCAUCUGGCGGAGACAGUAGAUCUGGUGAAAGCCCUGAUUGCUGCUGGGGCGGAUAUUAACGCAAAGGAUAAGGGAUAUCCUUCUCUUACGCCUAUUGCUGCUGCGGCAGAUGCAGGGGUUUGGGAUGGGGGUAUGAUUUGUGCAUUGCUGGAGGCAGGAGCCGAUCUGAAAGAAUCAACAUUGGCUGGUGGGGAUACUAUUCUACAUUCAUGGGUUUCCAUUGUCGGGCCACGUCUGGAUUAUCCGGAAUCGUACUUGCCGACCUUGAAGAGAAUUGUGCAGGCAAUUCCAGACCUUGAUAUCCCCAACCGAUUCGAAGAGGAAACCCCACUCCAUUUACUGGCGACCAUCUAUCAUCCGGAAGAUGAGUUCGAGGCUGCGUGCGAGAUUCUACUUUCUCACUCUCCUCCCGCAAACAUUAACGCGAAAACCCGCCGAGGUGCCACGCCACUAUCUAUAGCUCUUGAAACAGAGCUUGAUCCCGUGCGGCGAAGUUGUUUCCUGUUAGGGAAAGGUGCUGACCCACUCGCUCUGAACGAUCGUGGACGGGAUAUUUUCUACUCCAUUGCCAAUAAUGCCAGUCUCACGGACCAAGUCAGCCAUGACCUUAUUCAGCAUUUCCUCCUGCAUCUGAAUCCCGACAUCCAAAGGGCUUAUGAGAUUCACUACCUUCCCAAUCCCAACAGUCACGAAACUCUCUGUGCUGCCUCUGACCGUGGCAAGCCACUGACUUUGAAUCUUCUUCUUUGCCUCGGCCUUUCACAAUCUAUUAACAAGCCUAGCAAAUCCAAAUCUCCACCGUGGCGCCCCCUAGACCACGCUCUACACUCGGCGGAAAUCAGUCGUCGUACACACAUUGAAAAACUGGCCUCCUACAAAGCUGGCGCAGCUCGUACUAAAGCUCUCGAGGAGAAUCGAGUAUAUGAUGAAAAUCAAGGCCCGGCAGAUCGGGCAGCAGAAGCAUACAGAUGCUUACCGGAGGUCAUACAGAUUUUAUGUGAAGCGGGUGCUAAGCGGACCUGUGAAUUAGAAGGAAAUUCAAAAGGUGAUUAUAUUGCGCAACCACGAGAGUGGGAUCAAAAUGAGAUUCAAAACUAUGGAUUCACACCAGAGUCACAACCGAAUGCUGAGAUGUGGAAAGGAUUAUAUGAAUUGGCCAAAUAUCCUUGGACCUGGCGAGGGGUACUCACAGGCGGAAUACGGUGGUGA